CACGCAGGCGCCAAGUAACCUCCGAGACGCGAGUGCACUGCGAUGUACGCGCUCCGGGUCCAGACCUCGGACGGGAGCAGCUCCCAGGGCAGCGACAGCUACCAGUCGCUCGUCCUGGACGACGUCGAGAGACCACAUCGGACGCCACCGGUGCGCGACCCGCCGCCCGUCGUUUCGCCAGCGUCUCCGUCCGCAUCCGCUUCAUGGGUCAACAAAAUUGGGUCGACCAUGUUCAACAAGAUCAAAGUCGCACCCACAGACCAACCUCGCACCGAGCGCCCACCGCAGUACGCACUACCGCUGCCCCGCGACGAGCUGAGGAUAGCCAUCUCACCGUCCAAGCACGACGACCGCGAGGACGCCAAGCCCGUGCUGGCGAAAGCAGGCUCGCUCGGCCAGAGCCUCGAUUUUAUCAAGGUCUACUGCAGUCCCAAGCGGCAGCCGAGUCCCAAGAUCAAGCCCAGUGUCGACAUGACCAAGCAGCGCCGACCACCGCGUAUGGUAUCGACGCCCGUUCUCGGGUUUGACGAGUAUGGCCACGACGACGACGACGACGACGACCGUGACGACGUCGUCGACUGCAUGCGCCGGCCGUCGCCGAAACGCACGAACGACGUUGUCCCGACGCAGGUGGUCCCAGUCUUGCAGAGCUUUUUCGCACGGCCCAAGGUCAACCCGCGCGCCAAAUCCAACUCGAUCCAGUCGGUCGACAAGCGCAUUCACCGCCAAGAGCAGUACAAGCGCGACCUCAACCGCCACGACGCACUCCGCGCCGCCCAUGCUACCCAGCGCCAAGUCGACAUGCAACUCGUACGCAUUGAGGCGUGGAAGCAGCAAAUGCGGUCGCUCAAGCGCCAGCGGCUGCGCGACGUGGAAGACGCCAAGCUCAUGCUGGUGCAGCGCCAGGCCCACGAAGCCUCGCUACUUGCGGCCACAAGAGACGCGUGGGAAGCUGCCUUUGAAGACGACGUCGCGCAGCUCAGCGCGGCUUUUGCCAAGAUCAAGCGCGGCGACGACCGGCCCAUGACGACCGCCGGGUCGGUCAUGCACGAAGCCACGUCGAUCGUCGAGCGGGACAAGGCGCUCGCGACCAGCGCGCGCGCUCAGACAGCGCCGCUUGGCGACAAGAGCAGUAGCCAAAGCCGGCAUCCGCGGUGCCACGUCGUCGACGAAGCCAUUUCGGAGCGCAGUCGGCCCAGUAGCAGCAACAAGUCGGAGGAGAGCCUCACCGAACAGCACUCGUGGGUCGAGACGUCACAGGACGUGCUAGAGUUAGCCACAGUCGUCCGAGACAAGGACGACGACGACGACGUCAAGGACGACGAGAGAUAGGCAGACGUAGCCGAGUUAGUGUAGUAAUAGUACCUUAGCGUUCGCAGUUGCAUGCGCACCACCGA
Saprolegnia diclina VS20 is the source of this 1397-nucleotide messenger RNA. RefSeq lists its product as hypothetical. The record is from RefSeq and is a predicted model, not a curated record. NCBI's taxonomy places the organism in Eukaryota, Oomycota, Saprolegniomycetes, Saprolegniales, Saprolegniaceae. The coding region runs from base 43 to 1332 and encodes 429 amino acids. The transcript has a single exon.